AUGUCUCUUUAUCAUCCUGUUUACCAGCUCAUCAAGACACACAACCUGCUGCCCAGCCGAAACUACAUCUUUGGCUACCACCCCCACGGGAUCUUCGCUUUCGGAGCCUUCUGUAACUUCGGAACAGAGGCCACCGGCUUCUCUAAGAAGUUCCCGGGCAUCAAACCUUCCCUGGCCACGCUGGCUGGAAACUUCCGGAUGCCAGUCUUUAGAGACUAUCUCAUGUCUGGAGGUGAGAUGGUUUCUCUGAGUUUUGCCCCUAUGUACUCAGUAAACUGCUGAUACCAGCCCUGUAUCUACCGACUCUAAUCUGGUAGAACUCUGAGCUUUGUCCUAUUGCCCAGUCUAGACGAAACAGCCCCUGUGCCUGCCAAACUGUAUUUGCUGAUGUCACUAUUGUAAGGAGCUGCUUCAGGUGAAACCUGCACUGUUAGCUUAUUUAUCUCCAUUUCAAAGCUUUAUUUUGCCCAACAUCCACUAAGAAUGUGUUUCUGUGCUCAACCAGUAUGGAUUUCUCUUAAAAUGUGUUCUCCACUGCAAACACACUGACUUGUUUGGUCUUUGGGCCCCAUGUGUGAUUACUGAGCCUAACCCCAUCCUCUUCCAUGUGUCAGGUAUCUGCCCAGUGAACCGUAACGCCAUUGACUACCUCCUCUCUCAGAAUGGAACUGGCAACGCGGUGGUCAUCGUUGUCGGGGGAGCAGCUGAAUCUUUGAACUGUGCUCCAGGCAUGAAUUCUGUCACCCUGAAUAACCGCAAGGGCUUUGUGAGGUUGGCACUCCAGCAAGGGUGAGAUUAGGGUACAAACAUCCCACCUACACACAGGGCUGUGGCGGUCAUGAAAUUUCGUCAGCCAGUGAUUGUCAAGCAAAUAACUGUCGGUCUCAUGGUAAUUGACCGUUAAUUAACAUAAACACAUUUAGCAUCUCCUGACUUCCACACAUAGCCUACAAGCCACUGAUCCAGACCUUUGGAACAUCUACAUUUUAAAAAGUAUAAUAAAUCCAUGUAAUAUAGCCUACACCUUCACAAUAAAUCCUUUAUUUAUUUUAGACACGUCUAAAGAAGCAUGAUAUGAAGAAAAUGUAGUCUAUUUCAGAAGAAAAGAAUAGCAUACUCUAAAUUGUCCUUAUGUUAGGUCCUGAUGUGGCUAUGCCAAAUGGUUGUGGGCUACACUAUUUCAUUUAGCAGACAAGAUUUGCUUAGAAUUCCAUGGCAUUAUUUUAUAUUAUUUUAUAGUAUGAAGAAUACAGUUGAACUGUCACGACUUCCGCCGAGGCUGCCCCCCCUCCUGGUUUGGGCAGGCUUCGGCGUUCGUCGUCACCGGAGUACUAGCUACUGCCGAUCCCAUUCUCAUCACCCCACUUGUCAUGUCUUGUCAAUCACACAUACCUGGUGCUCAUUCCCCUAAUUAGUAUGUGUAUGUGUGCCCUCUGUUCCCCUUGUCUUACGAGAGCGUGUAGCUCGGUUGAGCUACAUUUCACUGUGUUAUUGCCAAGGUGGAUGUUUUCCCUUGUACAGUUUCGUUUGACGCUUGGGGAGUUUGAUUUAUGCAAACGGAUUAAACUCUGGACUUCGGUAUUUUACCUCCUGCGCCUGACUCCUUCUUUCACACCUCAUCACAGAAUCACUCACCUGAUCUGAUAUGGAGUCGGCAGGAGAAGACCGUAUGCCUGGAGUUGUGGCAAGGGUCCAGGAGCAUUCCUCGAUGUUGGAUCGGGUUCUUCAGGUGGUAGAACGCCUGGAGAGGAGAGGAUCCGAUCUAUCGAGACCAGCUGGUCAACCGGAUCCAGCCACCUACACCCCAGCCCCUGGAGGGAUCCAGAUUGAUGGGCGUUUGAUGGGACUGCAGCGCGAUGUAAGGGAUUCCUACUCCAACUGAAGUUGUAUUUCUCCAGCAUCAGGCCGGAGCCCUGGGAGCGGGAGAAGGUAUCCGUCCUCGAGAGGUGGGCGAACAAUUGGUUCAUCUGAGGCAGGGGACGAGGACCGCUCAGGACUACGUGCUGGAGUUCUGGACGCUGGCAGCGGGGUCCGGGUGGAACGAGCGGGCCCUGAUAGACCAUUUCCAGUGCCACCUAAGGGAGUACGUCAGACGGGAGCUCGCCUGCCGGGAUGCCAUGCUAUCGUUCUCCCAACUGGUGGACAUGGCCAUCCGGCUGGACAAUCUGCUAGCAGCCAGAGGACGUCCUGGUAGGGGUCUGCCCGUUCCCACUCCGGAUGACUCUGACCCCGAGCAGAUGGAGCUGGGGGGAGCCGCCGGUCGAGAGAGCGCAGGAGGACAGCGACAGUGCCACUUGCACGAAGGGACAAUCCACCUCACAUCGCAGUCAACGUUCUUUUGGGUCUGGAGGCGGUAGGCAGGGUACUCACGCAUCACCCCAGGUAACGAACACCCAAACGUGUUCAGAGCCCUUUGCGGCGCACUGUACUUUAUCUAUCUCCUUUCCCAAUCACUUGGUAGGUUCCCAGUGUAAGGCGCUAGUCGAUUCAGGCGCAGCUGGGAAUUUUAUGGACAGGGCAUUUGCACACCGUCAAGGCAUUUCAUUGGUUCCCCUAACCAUUCCACUACCCAUCAGAGCACUAGAUAGUCGACCAUUAGGGUCCGGGUUGGUUAAGGAAGUUACGCUACCAGUCACCAUGAUUACGCAGGAGACACAUGUUGAGCAGAUCACCUUUAUGAUUAUUGAGUCUCCUGCUUACCCUGUAGUCUUGGGUAUCCCGUGGUUAGCGCUUCACAACCCCAAUUUCUGAUGGCCGCAGAGGGUUCUUACGGGUUGGUCGCGUGAGUGUCCGGGUAGGUGUCUAGGUGUUUCCGUUGGUGCGACCACGGUGAAAGUCCAGACGGUACCCCCACCGUGCGCAUUCCCCCCGAAUACCAUGAUCUGGCGCUCACGUUUUCCAAGACGCAAGCGACUAAAUUACCACCUCAUCAGGAGGGGGAUUGCGCGAUAAACCUUCGGGUAGAUGCUGUACCUCCCAGGAGUCUUGUGUAUCCCCUGUCGCAGGCUGAAACGGAGGCUAUGGAAAUAUACGUCACCGAGUCCCUGCGCCAGGGGUAUAUACGUCCCUCCACUUCACCUGCCUCCUCAAGUUUCUUCUUUGUGAAGAAGAAAGAUGGCGGUUUACGCCCGUGCAUUGAUUAUCGACCACUGAAUAAUGUGACGGUACGAUUUAGUUAUCCUCUUCCCCUCAUUCCUUCAGUGAUCGAGUCAAUGCAUGGGGCCCGUUUUUUCACCAAAUUAGACCUCAGGAGUGCCUACAACCUGGUGCGUAUUCGGGAAGGGGAUGAGUGGAAAACAGCAUUUAGCACAACCUCGGGGCAUUAUGAAUACCUGGUGAUGCCCUACGGUUUGAUGAAUGCUCCAUCCGUUUUCCAGUCCUUUGUGAACGAGGUGUUUCGGGACAUGCUUGGCCGCGGUGUGGUGGUCUACAUCGAUGACAUCCUGGUGUAUUCCGCUAUGCGCGCCGAGCAUGUGUCCCUGGUUCGCAAAGUACUGGUCCGACUGCUGGAAAAUGAUCUUUAUGCAAAGGCAGAGAAGUGUGAGUUUUUCCAGCAGUCAAUCUCCUUCCUCGGAUAUCGCAUUACCACCACAGGUGUGGAGAUGGAGGGAGACCGCAUUGCAGCCAUGCGUAAUUGGCCGACUCCAACCAUGGUAAAGGAGGUGCAGCUACUAUCGAAGGUUUAUUCGGGGCUUUGGCAAGGUCGAGCUCCCAUUACCUCCUUGUUGAAGGGUGGGCCGUCCCGGCUCUGCUGGUCUGCUGAGGCUGAUUUGGCAUUCAGUAGAUUGCGGGGUCUGUUCACCUCAGCCCUGGUACUGGCUCACCCCGAUCCAUCACUACCGUUCGUAGUGGAGGUGGAUGCGUCCGAGGUAGGGAGCUUUCUUAUCCCAACGCUCGGGCACGCCACCCAAGCUCCGCCCCUGUGCCUUCUUUUCUAAGAAGCUCAGAACUACGGCAUUGGUGAUCGGGAGCUGUUGGCUGUUGUCCGAGCUUUGACGGUGUGGAGACAUUGGCUCGAAGGGGCGAAACACCCUUUCCUCAUCUGGACAGACCACCGUAACCUGGAGUACAUUCGGGCAGCGAGGAGGCUGAAUCCUCGCCAGGCCAGGUGGGCCCUCUUCUUCACCCGGUUUGAUUUCAAACUCUCAUACAUUCCGGGUACGAAGAACGUGAAGGCAGACGCACUGUCUCGGCUGUAUGACACAGAGGAGAGGCCCAGAGACUACACCCCCAUACUCCCGGCCUCAUGCAUUGUGGCGCCGGUAGUAUGGGCGAUGGACGCAGAUAUAGCGCAGGCAUUACGCACAGAUCCAACUCCACCGCAGUGUCCAGCUGGGCUGCAGUACGUGCCUGCGCUUAUCCGUGAUCGUCUGAUCUACUGGGCACACAUGUCACCCUCCUCUGGUCAUCCAGGUAUCGGUUGUACAAUGUGCUGCCUGACCGAGAAGUACUGGUGGCCUACCUUGGCUAAGGACGUGAGGGUGUAUUUCCUCAUGCUCAGUGUGUGCCCAGAGUAAGGCACCUAGGCACCUCCCAGCGGGUAAGCUACAACCUUUACCAGUUCCACAACGACCAUGUUCUCACCUGAGUAUUGAUUUUCUCACUGAUCUUCCCCCCUCCCAAGGUAACACCACUAUCCUGGUCGUUGUGGACUGCUUUUCAAAGUCCUGCCGCCUCCUUCCUCUGCCCGGUCUCCCCACAGCCCUACAAACUGUGGAGGCUCUGUUUACUCACGUCUUCCGGCACUACGGGGUACCAGAGGAUAUAGUGUCAGACCGAGGUCCCCAGUUCACGUCUAGAGUCUGGAAGAAGUUCAUGGAACGUCUGGGGGUCUCGGUCAGCCUGACCUCUGGUUUUCACCCCGAGAGUAAUGGGCAGGUGGAAAGGGUGACUGAAGAUGUGGGUAGGUUCCUGCGGACCUACUGUCAGGACCGGCCGGGGUGUGCGGAGGAGACUUCGGACGCAGUUUCUUAUGCUGGGUAUCAUUCACAAGUGAUAUUAUAUAAUUCACAAGCGAUAGGCUAAUAUUGUCACCCAUCAGACUAUUCUUGAUUUCAUCUUGUCUUUACAUAUACUAAAUAAUAUAUGUGUGAAAUUUGAUUUAGAAUGGACCAUUAUCAUGCACCUGUCUCGAAACAGGGGCAGUGGGAAAAAAUACAUGUAAUCUAUGCACUUAAAUAGCGAAUGGAGGACGCUUUUCCUGUGAUUAAUUUUCAUGCCAGCCAGGUAGGCUAUACUCCUGUUGUAAAGCGAAGCAAUACGCUUAAUUUUAGGAAAGUUGAUAAAUAGCAGGCCUAGCCUAUAGAAAGGUGAUGGGAUCCUCCUCUUUUUAAUAGAGUCCAUCAAAACUAUAGAAAUGUUGCGCAACAUGAGCUCAUGUGCUCUCAUGAAGUGUUUGAUCACAUUUGCAUUUAUGUCAGAGUGAUUAGAGGGACAAUAGAGUGCUGAGUAUCAGGCAGUUAGCAAGUUUGGUAGGCUACUAAUGACCAUCAGCAGCAUCAGAGCUAGGAGAAGCCUAAUUACCGUGACUAAAUGGUCACGUGGAAUUUGACUGCCUUCAUGACUCGUGACCGCAACAGCCCUAGACACACAUACACCAUCCUGACACACGCACCUUCCGGUCACACACACCUCUCGGUUACACACAUCAGCUGAUCAGACUAUAUGUUUUGAUGUGAGAGACCUUACUGAGUUAGCUCAACAAUAGGUUUGAUUGGCACAUAAAACAUACUUUCAGGUGUGGUAAUUGGUCCUCAAGUUCUCAGAGCUCCUCCUGACAUGCAGUACACAGACACUGGGUCAAGGCCAAAGGACAGGCUCCAUCAGCUUGUGAUUUAGAACAAGCUGAGAAUUAUAUAUAAUAUACACUGAACAAAAAUAUAAUCGCAACAUGUAAAGUGUUGGUCCCAUGUUUCAUGAGCUGAAAUAAAAGAUCCCAGGAAAUUUUCCAUACACACAAUUAGCUUAUUUCUCUCAGAUUUUGUGCACAAAUUUGUUUACAUUCCUGCUAGUGAGCAUUUCUCCAUUGCCAAGAUUAUCCAUCCACCUGACAGGUAUGGCAUAUCAAGAAGCUGAUUAAACAGCAUUAUCAAUACACAGGUGCACCUUGUGCUGGGGACAAUAAAAAGCCACUCUAAAAUGUAAAGUUUUUAUCACACAACACAAUGCCACAGAUGUCUCAAGUUUUGAGGGAGCGUGCAAUUGGCAUACUGACUGCAGGAAUGUCCACCAGAGCUAUUGCCAGAGAAAUGAUUGCUAAUUUUUCUACCAUAAGCCGCCUCCAACGUAAUUUUAGAGAAUUUGUCAGUACGUCCAACCGGCAUCACAACUGCAGACCACGUGUAUGAUGUCGUGUGGGCGAUCAGUUGGCUGAUGUCAACGUUGUGAACAGAGUGCUCCAUGGUGGCGUUAUGGUAUGGGCAGGCAUAAGCUACAGACAACGAAUACAGUUGCAUUUUAUCUAUGGUAAUUUGAAUGCAUAUAGAUACCGUGACGAGAUCCUGAGGCCCAUUGUCAUGCCAUUCACCCACCGCCAUGCAAAGGAGAUGUGCCAUGCUGCAUGAGGUGGUUACACCAGAUACUGAAUAGUUUUCUGAUCCACACCCCUACUUUUUUUUUAAAGGUAUCUGUGACCAACAGAUGCAUAUCUGUAUUCCCAGUCAUGUAAAAUCCAUAGAUUAGAGUCUAAUGAAUUUAUUUCAAUUGACUGAUUUCCUUAUAUGAACUGUAACUCAGUAAAACCUUUGAAAUUGUUGCAUGUUGCGUUUGUAUUUUUUUUCAGUAUAAUAAAUGCCAUUUAUCAGACGCUUUUAUCCCAAGCGACUUACAGUCAUGAAUCGAACCCACUAUCCUGGCGUUGCAAGCACCAUGCUUUACCAACUGAGCUACUGAGAACAAAGUCUGGGUAAACUGGUGUAGCAUAGACCACAUGGUUUAGUAGCCCAUCAUUCAGCGAUCAGAUGAUAUCUGUUAUGCCCUAUGAGUAACUUCAGGAGACUAAUGUAAACCCCCUCUCUCUGUCAGGUCUGACCUGGUACCAGUCUACUCCUUUGGGGAGAACGAUGUGUACAAGCAGGUGAUCUUUGAGGAGAGAACCGCGUGGCGGCUGGCUCAGAAGCGGCUGCAGAAGAUUCUGGGCUUUGCUCCCUGUCUGUUCCAUGGCUGUGGCCUCUUCUCCUCCGACUCCUGGGGAAUGGUGCCUUACAACAAACCCAUCACAACCAUCGGUAAGUAAAACCCUCUCCAAGACCCUACUGACAAAGUCUCACUAGGGUUGCAAAGCUACCGAUAAUUUAACAAAUUUACCGGAAUCUUUAGUAAUUUUGGUAAUUGCCAUAGAUUUUCUGUUAAUCUAUCAUAACUUUGGUAAUUUGUACUUGAAUAACUUUUGAAAAAUGUAUUCAUAUAUAGUAUUAAUAUAUUAUAUCUGUGUCCAUAUUGUCCAUGAGUUUCUAGUAGAUAGACCAUAUGGUUCAAUAGCCUAAAUAUCCACGUAAAUAUCAGAAGCCUCCUUCCUAAGUUUGAGUUAUUCACUGCGUUAGCACACUCCGCCAACCCUGAUGUUCUAGCAGUGUCUGAAUCCUGGUUUAGGAAGGCCACCAAAAAUUCUGAAAUGUCCAUCCCCAACUAUAACAUUUUCCGUCUAGAUAGAACUGCCAAAGGGGGUGGAGUUGCAAUCUACUGUAGAGAUAGCCUGCAGAGCUCUAUCAUACUAUCCAGGUCUGUGCCCAAACAGUUUGAGCUUCUACUUCUAAAAAUCCACAUUUCCAGAAAUAAAUCUCUCACUGUUGCUGCUUGCUACAGACCCCCCUCAGCCCCCAGCUGUGCCCUGGACACCAUAUGUGAAUUGAUUGCCCCCCAUCUAUCCUCAGAGUUCGUACUGCUUGGUGACCUAAAUUGGGAUAUGCUUAACACCCCGGCCAUCCUACAAUCUAAACUAGAUGCCCUCAAUCUCACACAAAUUAUCAACGAACCUACCAGGUACAACCCUAAAUCCGUAAACAUGGGUACCCUCAUAGAUAUCAUCCUGACUAACUUACCCUCUAAAUACACCUCCGCUGUCUUCAACCAGGAUCUCAGCGAUCACUGCCUUAUUGCCUGCGUCCGGUAACGGGUCCGCUGUCAAACGACCACCCCUCAUCACUGUCAAACGCUCCCAAAAACACUUCAGCGAGCAGGCCUUCCUAAUUGACCUGGCCCAGGUAUCCUGGAUGGAUAUAGAUCUCAUUCCGUCAGUAGAGGAUGCCUGGUUGUUCUUUAAAAGUAAUUUCCUCUCAAUCUUAAAUAAACAUGCCCCAUUCAAAAAAUACAGAACUAAGAACAGAUAUAGCCCCUGGUUCUCCUCAGACUUGACUGCCCUUGACCAGCACAAAAACAUCCUGUGGCGUACUGCAUUAGCAUCAAAUAGCCCCCGCGAUAUGCAACUUUUCAGGGAAGUUAGGAACCAAUAUACACAAGCAGUUAGGAAAGCAAAGGCUAACUUUUUCAAACAGAAAUGUGCAUCCUGUAGCACUAACUCCAAAAAGUUUUGGGACACUGUAAAGUCCAUGGAAAAUAAGAGCACUUCCUCCCAGCUGCCCACUGCACUGAGGCUAGGAAACACUAUCACCACCGAUAAAUCUACAAUAAUCGAGAAUUUCAACAAGCAUUUUGCUACGGCUGGCCAUGCUUUCCACCUGGCUACCACUACCCCGGCCACCAGCUCUGCACCCUCCACUGCAACUUGCCCAUGUCCCCCCGCUUCUCCUUCACACAAAUCCAGACAGCUGAUGUUCUGAAAGAGCUGCAAAAUCUGGACCCCUACAAAUCAUCUGGGCUAGACAAUCUGGACCCUUUCUUUCUAAAACUAGCCGCCGAAAUUGUCGCAACCCCUAUUACUAGCCGGUUCAACCUCUCUUUCGUAACGUCUGAGAUCCCCAGAGAUUGGAAAGCUGCCGCGGUCAUCCCCCUCUUCAAAGGGGGUGACACUCUAGAUCCAAACUGUUACAGACCCAUAUCCAUCCUGCCCUGCCUUUCAAAAGUUUUUGAAAGCCAAGUUAACAAACAGAUCACUGACCAUUUCGAAUCCCACCGUACCUUCUCCGCUAUGCAAUCCGGUUUCCGAGCUGGUCAUGGGUGCACUUUAGCCACGCUCAAGGUCCUAAACGAUAUUAUAACCGCGAUCGAUAAUAGACAGUACUGUGCAGCCGUUUUCAUUGACCUGGCCAAGGCUUUCGACUCUGUCAACCACCGCAUUCUUAUUGGCAGACUAAAUAGCCUUGGUUUCUCAAAUGACUGCCUCGCCUGGUUCACCAACUACUUCUCUGAUAGAGUUCAAUGUGUCAAAUCGGAGGGCCUGUUGUCUGGACCUAUGGCAGUCUCUAUGGGGGUGCCACAGGGUUCAAUUCUUGGGCCGACUCUUUUCUCUGUUUAUAUCAAUGACGUCGCUCUUGCUGCUGGUGACUCUCAGAUCCACCUCUACGCAGACGACACCAUUUUGUAUACAUCUGGCCCUUCAUUGGACACUGUGUUAACAAACCUCCAAACAAGCUUCAAUGCCAUACAACACUCCUUCAGUAGCCUCCAACUGCUCUUAAACCCUAGUAAAACUAAAUGCAUGCUCUUCAACCGAACGCUGCUUGCAACUGCCCACCCGACUAGAAUCACUACUCUCGACGGUUCUGACCUAGAGUAUGUGGACAACUACAAAUACCUAGGUGUCUGGUUAGACUGUAAACUCUCCUUCCAGACUCACAUUAAGAAUCUCCAAUCCAAAGUUAAAUCUAGAAUCGGUUUCCUAUUUCGCAACAAAGCCUCCUUCACUCAUGCUGCCAAACAUGCCCUCGUAAAACUGACUAUCCUACCGAUCCUUGACUUCGGCGAUGUCAUUUACAAAAUAGCCUCCAACACUCUACUCAGCAAAUUGGAUGUAGUCUAUCACAGUGCCAUCCGUUUUGUCUCCAAAGCCCCAUAUACUACCCACCACUGUGACCUGUACGCUCUUGUUGGCUGGUCCUCACUACAUAUUAGUCGCCAAACCCACUGGCUCCAGGCCAUCUAUAAAUCACUGCUAUGCAAAUCCCCGCCUUAUCUUAGCUCAUUGGUCACCAUAGCAACACCCACCCGUAGUAUGCGCUCCAGCAGGUAUAUCUCACUGGUCAUCCCCAAAGCCAACACCUCCUUUGGCCGCCAUUCCUUCCAGUUCUCUGCUGCCAAUGACUGGAACAAAUUGCAAAAAUCUCUGAAGCUGGAGACACUUAUCUCCCUCACUAACUUUAAGCAUCAGUUGUCAGAGCACCUUACCGAUCACUGCACCUGUACACAGCCCAUCUGAAAUUAGCCCGCCCAACUACCUCAUCCCUAUAUUGUUAUUUAUUUUGCUCAUUUGUACCCCAGUAUCUCUAUUUGCACAUCAUCUCUUGCACAUCUAUCAUUCCAGUGUUAAUACUAAUUGUAAUUAUUUUGCACUAUAGCCUAUUUAUUGCCUUACCUCCAUAACUUGCUACAUUUGCACACACUGUAUAUAUAUUUAUUUCUGUUGUAUUUUUGACUUUGUUUUGUUUUACCCCAUAUGUAACUCUGUGUUGUUGUUUUUAUCGCACUGCUUUGCUUUAUCUUGGCCAGGUCGCAGUUGUAAAUGAGAACUUGUUCUCAACUGGCUUACCUGGUUAAAUAAAGGUGAAAUAAAAAAAUAAAAUAAAAAAAUUGAUGAAAAAAGCAUUUAAUUAACAUUAUUAUAAAUGAACUCUGCAACUCUUCCAACGAUUGACUGUGUUCACAACUGCCACCAGUUUGACACCAAAACAUUGACAGCAAAUUCAUAUUGACAGUGUGUAAAAAAAUAUAUAUUUAAAAGGAUAUUUCAUGCUGAAAUCCUCAUAUUAAAAACCAAUGCUAUUCUCUUAGUUGAUGGGUUUAUAUUUAGGAUAAUGUUUUACGGCUAUGUCAUUCAAAAUGUUGUAUCAUCUUAUUUAGUAUUUUGACAUGUUAUUAGUCCACACAGAGGGCCAGAGAUGAUUACAGACGCCUGUGAUAAUCAGAAGUACCCGAAAGAGCCUCUAGAUGUCUUGUGAUAGAUUAACAUAAAAUCCUUGUAGUUUACUGGUAAACUUAGAACGUUUCCAGUUAUUUAUCCUCCCUUUUCAAUCCCAUCUCUCACAGGCAUUUAGUGCUGGUUGACUUAGUUUCUGUUAGGGAUUCCGUUUUAGGAUGGUCUGUGGCCUUAUAUAAUUUCAAUGAUCGGACUGUUAUGGUUACUACCAAGCCGUUGAGCUACUCUAGUUCCUCUGUGUUAACAGAACCAUCCACACAGUCAAUAUUUACUCUCCCCUGCAUCAAGGCUGUAUUAAUGUUUAACACUACAGCUCAUCAAACUACAACAUUUCCAAUAGGUUAAAUGUUUUUUAAAGUUGAUUUUGGGGAUAUUGAUUUUCACAUGUUUAUUUGUCUUAGUGGGUGAACCGAUCACAGUGCCAAAGAUUGAGCAGCCUCCUCAGGAUAUGGUGGACCUGUACCAUGCCAUGUACAUCAAUUCCCUCAGGAGCCUCUUUGACAAGUAUAAGACCCACUUCAGCCUGAAGGAGAGUGACAUCCUGCACAUCCAAUGAGAAAAGAGAGAAAGGGGCAGCUGUGGCAGCUGUCUGUUCAGCCCCGCCCCCUCCAUUCAUGUGCCUGGCUCUGAUUGAUUGUCUCUGGAAUUCAAUCGAUAUACAUAAAGUUGUGUGUAUAUAUAAACCCACCACGCUCUCAGCAUCACUCACGUCCCUCCUCCACUCAGGAUGAAAAUGGCAGGUUUUAGGUCACCUUACUAUUCUCUCUGACCUAGUCACUGUCAAAGGCAAAGUUGACUAACUUCCAUUUAUUGAAUGUUUUAUUGAGCAUAUGACACAUCUAUAGAUGUGUUCCGUGACAUAAAAGAUUAGUAUAGUUUGAUAAGGUUCGAUCCCUUGCUUUAAUGUGCAGUGGAACUCCCUCUAGGUGGCACUAGAAGGUUACACGAGACACACACACAAGCACCAUCUUUGUUUCCUCAAUGCAUCCAUGUAAUUGUCCCUUAGAAUAGGCCUGUACAAAGAAUGUGUUAAGUGCCCUAAAAGCUAAAUAUAGGAUGACGUUUUGAGCCCUUCAUAAAAAUGUUUUGCUAAAUGCACAAACAAUGCAAUUGUAAGGGUAUUACCUCACUAAGACGUUGAUACAGUGUGGUUUAUUGAGCCAAAGAGCUGAUGGGUGUCCCCUCCCCACACACAUCAUUGAAACUUGAAGGUGAAGGAAUUCUAUUGAAUGGUUUAGAUUGUGCGAUGGCACUAAGUAUUAAUUGUAUUUUGUAAAUAAGAAAAAGCUAUUUUUUUUUCUCAAUGAAAAUUAAUAUAUAGAUGCACUUUUUGUAUUUGUGACAACCCUCUGAGGUAUUUCUCUAUAAUAAUAAUAAUAUAAAUACUCUAAAACGUGCCUUUGAAAGAUUCCUAUGUCAAAUUAGCUUUUUUCAACAUAAUUGCCAAUUUCAAAGAGAAUCACUGUGGUGCUUUUGUCAUUUAACCUUGACCUUCUUUGUUUUUGUUUUCUCUUACAUUUCUCCACAUGUGAGUGUAUUGACUGGGCUUCAGAGUGUUAUCUAGAGCCUUGAGGCCCCAUGUACUGUAGUAUUUGAAGGUUGAAGAUGUUGGUGAUGUAAGAACAAUUUCAGGGUGAAGACAAAUGAUUCCUCUAUACAGAGGGCAGAUAACUGAUGAAUGAAAUGAAAAGGAAGGGAUUGCAAAGCAUAUGCUCAUAAAAAAAAAUAACUACAAUGCAAACUUCUUAGGGGGGUUCCACUAAUUUCAGUAAAAUGGCAAAAGGGUUGCUAUCACAGAUUUGAAUAUAGAGUAUACAAGUCACGAACUCCCCUGGUAAUUACCAAGAAGUGUUUGAGAUAAAUACUUUUUUAAUAUUGGGCAUAUCAAGCACAGAAUCAAGUCUACCAUCCUGCCAAUUAUCCUAGAUGCAGAAAUGUAUGUAGGUUGUAUAUUAUGCAAGAUAAAAAGACUACAAUUAUUUUGCCAUGUGGUGAAAUCUUGAGGUUGGUGAUAAAUAGAAGUGUCAUUCAAAAUGUAAUUUCUUCUAGCUUCACCGGUGACUUUAUGCAAAGAGCAGUGAACAUGGGGCUCUCCUAAUUCAUGUGCAAUAAAUAUAGCAAUAAAUAGCAGCCAAUGCCUUUUAUGUUGUGAAUGAAUGGCUUCAUCACAAUCAGUCUAUUGAAAUGAAACGUUUGUAUGUUUUCAGAAUAAAACUUGUACAUGUCUGUGUUAAC
Coregonus sp. 'balchen' is the source of this 13264-nucleotide messenger RNA. The record is from the annotation of a GenBank genome assembly. Lineage: Eukaryota; Metazoa; Chordata; Actinopteri; Salmoniformes; Salmonidae.